GUAGACUCGACUUACAACGACAGUUGGGACCAGAAUUUCCAUUUCUAAGCAAGGUGGUUCUUAAGUGGGCCACACAUUGCUUUCCAUCCUACUGCUGAAUUUAGUAACACAGUCUGGUCAAACUGCAGUGUAAAGCAGAUCAGAUAGCACACAUACAUAACCCCCUCUCAGUCUCUUUGGAAGCUGCUGUCAGCUCCCCGUGACUUGGACCGGACAAUGGCUUCUUCCGAGCUCUGGGCAAUCGACUAUGAGAUUUAUGGGGAAGUCCAAGGUGUCUUCUUUAGAAAGUACACCGAAGAGCAAGGGAGGAAACUAGGACUGGUUGGCUGGGUGAAGAAUACAGCCAGUGGGACUGUGACUGGACAGGUGCAGGGCCCAAAGGAGAAAGUGGAGAUUAUGAAGAACUGGCUACGCAGCGUCGGAAGCCCCAUGUCUCGCAUUGAUCAGGCCGUGUUCUCAAAUGAGAGGCAGAUCACCGUUCUGGAGUUCCAGUCCUUCACCACCAAAUAUUAAAGGCAGUUGGCUGGUCCAGAUGGGAUAUGGCUAUGUCUAAGUACUACGCGGGCUUCUCUACUCUAAAGGAAGUAUCACCUUCGCUCUCAACAAGAAGGUUGCUACUGACAUUAGUGUGUGCUUUAGACCUAUGGCACUUCCAGGACUCUUGACUCUUCCAUGCUGCUAGUGAACUGGAAAGCACCUAAACAUCUGCUGAAACAACACAUCUGCUGUUCUUUUCCCCCCUUUUCUUAUAAUUUGUGAAAAGGUAGUAAGGGAAAAAACUAAAGGUGGAAGGAAAUAUGUUCUCCUAAAUCUUUUCUUUCCCAAUAUGUUCAUGAACAUCCUGGGCAGUUGUCUUUUAAGCAAACAUAUAACGAAAAGUUUCCUACUUGCUCCC
Pantherophis guttatus is the source of this 895-nucleotide messenger RNA. RefSeq names its product acylphosphatase-2-like. NCBI's taxonomy places the organism in Eukaryota, Metazoa, Chordata, Lepidosauria, Squamata, Colubridae. Gene Ontology annotation, molecular function: acylphosphatase activity. The record is from RefSeq and is a predicted model, not a curated record.